Messenger RNA from Phlebotomus papatasi, 1805 nucleotides. It is a transcript of the gene aspr, whose product is annotated as delta-like protein B. The transcript is spliced from 7 exons. The record is from RefSeq and is a predicted model, not a curated record. Lineage: Eukaryota; Metazoa; Arthropoda; Insecta; Diptera; Psychodidae. The coding region runs from base 255 to 1607 and encodes 450 amino acids.
AAACCUGGGAUGGAUUAAUUGGCUGGAGACUAUAAAAUCCGUGACAUAAUCGCGAGGGGACUCAGUUGAGGUGCUAAUUUCAACAAUUGCACAACUAUUUCCAAGAAGUGUGGAUUUUUCUUCUCGCGCUCCUCGUCCAAAGACGGUUUUCUGUGUUAUUUGCUCAAAAGUUUGCUUUAAAUACUCUUUAAAGAAGUGUUUCUGUGGAAUAUCACCGAGUACACAGGUGUAAUUGCCUAAAGUUAUUUCCAACAAUGCAGACGCCUCUUGUGGUCGUGGCCCUGGGGGCAUUUCUGAUGCUAACACCGGGCUCCGUGCUAGGUAGGCAAACAGUUUAUACGGAUAGCCAUGGCAAUUCGUAUUACCGAUACUAUGACCCCUACACCUACAACAACAACCCUUACUACAACUGGCGGCAACAGCGUGUGAUAACUCGGGGAUCGUACGAUCAGGACCUCAAUGGACAAGGAUGCGCGAGUAGACCCUGCGGGGUUGGAGCCCAGUGCCAAGAGGCAGCUGGAGGUCGCCCAGUGUGUUCAUGUCCAGCAGGAUACAGCGGAAAUCCUCUGACGCAGUGCGUUCGGUUGGGAUGCAUUGAUCAUGGAGAGUGUGGAUCUCACCAGGUUUGCAGGUCCGGAAGCUGCGUAAAUCCCUGCGUUGGGACUUGUGGCACAAAUGCCAAUUGCGAGGUUCGCAACCAUGUGCCCGUCUGCAGCUGUCCAGCUGGCUACAAGGGCGAUCCCUUCAGCUACUGUCGCCAGAUGGAUCCAGCCGAACUCUGCCAUCCUUCUCCCUGUGGAGUCAACACGAAGUGUGAUGUUAUUGGAGGAACUCCCACUUGCACCUGCCUUCCAGGAUUCUUUGGUAAUCCAUUGACCGGCUGUCGCCAUGAAUGUGAACAAGACGGCCACUGCUCAAACACUGAAUACUGUUCGGACUUCAAGUGCGUCUCGGCUUGCAAACAGUGCGGCCAGGGAGCCUCUUGCUCACGUUCUACCAACCACAGAGCUGUCUGCGAGUGUCCCAAGGGCUAUAUCGGCAGCCCCUACACUGAAUGCCGCCCAGAAUGCCUCGGUGACAGGGACUGUCCCCAGGGCAGACCAGCCUGCAUCUACGGCAUUUGCAAGAACCCCUGCGAAGGAGCCUGUGGUGUCAAUGCUGAUUGCAAUCUCCGUGGAUUGACUCCAAUCUGCAGCUGCCCGAGAGACAUGACUGGAGAUCCUUUCGUAUCCUGCAGACCUUUCACCAAGGAAGAUCUCUGUAUUCCCAAUCCAUGUGGUCAGAAUGCUCAGUGCACUCCAGGGUACGACAAUACCAACAGGGAAAGGCCAGUUUGCACCUGCCUUCCAGGAUACACUGGAAAUGCUCUCACAUACUGCACAAGGGGAGAAUGCCAGAGUGACAGUGAGUGUCCUGACCAUCGGGCCUGCCUUGCCUACCAAUGCGUCGAUCCGUGCGUGAAUCAGUGCGGUGUGGGCGCCGAAUGCCAUGCUAAGCGUCACGUUGCCGUUUGCACUUGUCCCACCGGCACCACCGGAGACGCCCUGGUGUCCUGCCGUCAGUCCCGCAGCUACCCCGUGGCUCGGUAUUACAAGAAGAAGAAGUAACCUCGAACGCUGCCUCCGGGAAUCACCCAAAAUACUCACACAAAAAUUGACUUUGUAUUUUUUUCUAAAUCCAAGCACUUCCAAGUGAAAAAUUUCCCAAUAAAAACGAUCUUAAUAUUCCGGACGAUAAAUAAAUGGAAAGAUUUUUGGGGUAAAUAUGUAUAUAAAUAUAUAUUUUCUCAAUUUUCGUUACACAAA